AGACGAAGAAGAAGAAUAUCUCUAUGUGAUUCCCCUCGGUGAUUGUUUGGCGAUAGUGUGGCGAGCCGUGGGGAGCUGGACUGGAUGGCCAGGAAGCCGUCGAGGUACAACUUGAUACUGAACUUUGUCGAAAGAGAAAGCGCGUGUUAUGUGCGCGACGCGUAGACACCCUCUACGAGGGCGGAUACUGCUCGCCCUCUUCCUCCUGAUAACGAGUUUCACCCUGCUCUCGUCGGCGGUGGCCUUUCCCGACUGGACGGACUGCCCGGCGGUUUGUAGGUGCAAAUGGACUUCCGGUAAGAAGUCGGCCCUGUGCCCGGACGCUGGGCUAACGACGUUGCCGGCCUCCCUCGACCCGGACAUGCAGGUCCUCGACCUCUCCGGAAACAAGAUAAUAUCGCUAUACGCGGACAUGUUCAACCGAGCCGGUCUGCUUAACCUGCAACGGGUCUUCCUGAGGAACGCCGGGAUAUCGAGGAUCGACAAGGACGCCUUCAGGGAGCUCAGGAUCCUCGUCGAGGUCGACCUAUCCGAUAACCAGAUCGAGACUCUCGACCCGGAAACAUUCCUCGGCAACGAGAGACUCAGGAUAUUGAUCCUGAGCGGCAACAAGCUCGUCAAACUGACGGGACCCCAGUUCCCGUCGCUGCCCCACCUCAGGAACCUCGAGCUUCAACGGUGCUCCCUCACCGAGAUCCACAGUCUGGCCUUCGCCCGAGUCACCGGACUCGAGACGCUUCGGCUGGAGGGUAACCAGCUCGAGUACGUCGAGGCGACGGCUUUCCUGCCGCUGACGCACCUCAAGACCCUCAGCCUGGACGGCAACCCCUGGAGCUGCGACUGCCGGCUGCGAAAAUUGCGAGUCUGGCUCGCACCGAACCGGCUCUAUUCGGUUCCCCAGAAGUGCGAGGCACCUCCGAGGCUGGAGGGGCGACGAUGGGAGGAAGUCAAGCCUCAGGAGUUCGCUUGCAGCCCGGAAAUCACCCUCACCGCGAACUCGUUCCAGGAGGAGAUGAGCGGCAACCUGAGCUUGGCCUGCCUCGUUACGGGCGACCCGGAACCAGAGAUUUGGUGGAUGUUCAACGGGAGUCCGCUCAACGUGACGCGGGGGGACCAGGUAUUCGUCACCGAGGAGGCCUACAACGGAUUCCGGAAGUGGAACAACGUCACCCUCUACAACGCGAGCGAGAGCGACGCUGGGGAGUAUAGCUGCGUCGGCAGCAACGUCGCGGGACUCUCCAAGGACACCGUCAGCAUCGUCAUUCCCCGCGUCUAUACCGCCCCGACUCUUUCCCAGACCGACACGUGGCUCCUGUGGGUAAGCCUAGCCGGAGGUGGUGCCGCCGCCCUCUGCGCCUCCCUCAUCGCCGUCAUUCUGGCCGUUUGCUUGUGCGGAUCCAGGCAGAAGAGCAAACGGAAGAAGGUCAAGCUUCAAGGAAGCGCCAGCUUCGGGGACCAGGAAAAGAAACUGCUCGACCUGUCAUUGACCACCACUACCAACGAGAGAGUCAGCGGAAGACCGAGUCUCGAGGCUAGCAGCCCGGGUGACAUGGAAUUAGCGGAAAGGAGUUCGUCGCUCUGCGAUCCUCCGGUGAACGUGACGGUGGAAAGACACUGCAGGGAGAUGCACAGCCACCUGCCGACGGUCUUCCCACCCCCGCCCGAAUUCACAACGAGUAUCUUGCCCGCGGGGGUGUUCGGGAACAUAUUUAUCUCGGUUUCGCUCGCCCAGGACGGCGAGAGGCGAUACCCCGACCUCCUGGACAUCCCGGUACACGCCAGCAUCUCGGACAAAUCGACGGCCCAGGCGACGCCGAUACCGACGACCUCGAUUUUGUCGGGAUUCGCGACGUUGCCGAGAAGGCCCCUCCGCGUAUCGGACCUUAGCUCGCCCUACGACAAUAUGGGGCCGAGAGUAACGGCCACGGGAAGUUCGACCUUCUCUCUGACGGACCCGGACCUUCGAUUAUCGCCCCCGCCACCUACGCUGGUCAUUCAACCGCCCAUAGAAUUCGUUUCCCUGUAACAAAUCUCGGCCCGCGAUUCAGGAUCAACGAGAUUCUACGCGUUCUACGCGAGGCUGAUAGUGAGAGAGUAUGGAGAGUAUGCCUGCCGCAUGGACGAUGUAGGUGU
This is a messenger RNA of Diprion similis, 2133 nucleotides long. Its product is annotated as leucine-rich repeat-containing protein 24-like. The record is from RefSeq and is a predicted model, not a curated record. Gene Ontology annotation, molecular function: protein binding. Lineage: Eukaryota; Metazoa; Arthropoda; Insecta; Hymenoptera; Diprionidae. The transcript is spliced from 3 exons. Bases 149 to 2026 code for a protein of 625 amino acids.